GUUUCCUCUCAAGGACUCGAAGCGUCUGCUCCAGUGGCUGAAGGCGGUGCAGAGGGACAACUGGACGCCCACCAAGUACUCCUUCCUCUGCAGCGAGCACUUCACCAAAGACAGCUUCUCCAAGAGGCUAGAGGACCAGCAUCGCCUGCUCAAGCCUACAGCCGUGCCCUCCAUCUUCCACCUGGCGGAGAAGAAGAGAGGGGCUGUAGGCCAUGGCCGCACCCGGAGAAAGGACGCUCGCAAGGCCCCUGGGGGCGUGAGGGGGCCCACGAACACAGCGGCCAGGAAGGGAGCCGCAGGGUGGGCGCUGUCCCCGGCUGAAGACCCCAUGGCCAGGCCCGAGUCCCUCAAACUGAAGCGAGCGGCACUGCAUGCAGAGGCCUGGCCCGGGCCUGCCCCAGCCCCAACAGCUAUGGGCCAGGAGCAGACCAGGCGCUCCCAGGAGAGAACUCCAGAAGGGCUGGCCCCUGCAGGACCAGCAGCAGGCAGCCAGGGGCCAGCAGAGGAGCCUGCUGCAGAUGCUGGCAGCCAUGGGGACACCACCGCCCCCAGCUCUGGGGGCCUGGCAGAUAGGAAUGGCAUCUCCAAGGACGACUUCUCCCCCCCAGGCUCCGGGGCGUGCAGGUUCAUCGACUCACUGCACUCCUACAGUUUCUCCUCCAAGCAUGCUCGGGAGAGGCCGUCCGUGCCCCGGGAGCCUGGGGACCGCAAGAGGCUGAAGAGAGACGUGGAGCCAGGCUGCAGCGGGACCAGCCUGGGGCCUGAAAAGGGCCUGGCCCAGAGCCCCCCGGGCUCCUCGCUCACGGCCACACCUCAGAAGCCGUCCCAGAGCCCCUCAGCCCCACCGGCUGACGUCACGCCGCAACCCGCUGCCGAGGCCGUGCAGAGCGAGCUCAGCGAUGCCAGCCCCAUGUCCAUUAACGAGGUCAUCCUGUCGGCAUCGGGUGCCUGCAGGCUCAUCGACUCACUGCACUCCUACUGCUUCUCUGCCCGCCAGAGCAAGAGCCAGGUGUGCUGCCUGCGUGAGCAGGUGGAGAAGAAGAACGGCGAGCUGAAGAGCCUGGGGCAGCGGGUCAGCCGCUCUGACAGCCAGGUGCGCAAGCUGCAGGAGAAGCUGGACCAGCUGGAGAGAGUGAGCCUCCCCUACCUGGGCGGUCUGCCGGCCCCCAGCCGCGAGCCCCCCACGAUGAACCCCGUGGUGGAGCCGUUAUCCUGGAUGCUGGGCACCUGGCUGUCCGACCCGCCGGGGGCUGGGACCUUCCCGACGCGUCAGCCCUUCCAGUACCUGGAGGAGGUCCACAUCUCCCAUGUGGGCCAGCCCAUGCUGAACUUCUCGUUCAACUCCUUCCACCCAGACACGCACAAGCCGAUGCACAGGGAGUGCGGCUUCAUCCGCCUCAAGCCGGACACCAACAAGGUGGCCUUCGUCAGUGCCCAGAAUACAGGCAUCGUGGAAGUGGAGGAGGGCGAGGUGAACGGGCAGGAGCUGUGCAUCGCGUCCCACUCCAUCGCCAGGAUCUCCUUCGCCAAGGAGCCUCACGUGGAGCAGAUUACCCGAAAAUUCAGGCUGAAUUCUGAAGGCAAACUUGAACAGACGGUCUCCAUGGCAACCACUACACAACCAAUGACUCAGCAUCUUCAUGUCACCUACAAGAAGGUGACCCCGUGACCCAGAGCAGAACCCAUGAGGAGAGGCGGCCGAGGGGCCUGGUGACUGUACCCAGUGGCUUCUCAGCGGUGUCCCUGGCAGCUGUGGGCGUGGCCCCGAGCUGCUGUCGGGUCGAGUGUUGUCCAGAUGUUUCUGUAAUGGCAUAGAAAAACCAAAUAAAAGGCCUUUAUUUUUAUGGCUGAGGA
Messenger RNA from Tupaia belangeri chinensis (Chinese tree shrew), 1854 nucleotides. It is a transcript of the gene THAP4, whose product is annotated as THAP domain containing 4. The record is from RefSeq and is a predicted model, not a curated record. NCBI's taxonomy places the organism in Eukaryota, Metazoa, Chordata, Mammalia, Scandentia, Tupaiidae.